AUGUCAACAGAUAACACAGAAUUGCUAUCAAAAUUUCUUAAUGAAUUUAACCAAAUGAAGAAAUAGAAUCAAGAAUACCAAAUGAAAGAAAACACAACAUUCCAAACAUUGACAAAUGAAAAUUCAUUAUUGACACAAGAAUUGAAUCGCAUCAAAAAAGAAAAUCAAAGACUUGUCGAAAAUAAUGCAUUUCUAACUGAUCAACUCAAUCAAUUAAAACUCCUCUACUCAGAAACUAAAUCAGAACUGCAAGAGUCUUUUAAUUUUAUAUAAAGCAUUAACAAAAAUAUGAAGACAGGAACAUUUGAAAAUGAAGACAAAGAACUAAAUAAACUGAUGGAAAUCUUCUCAGUCAAUUCAGUUGAUCAAUUAGUAAUGACGGCUGAAAAGAUUAAGACUGUAAUGCUGGGAGUUUCUCAUCUGGAAUAGUUUUGCAGAUCAAUUUGCGAAAUCAUUUAUGAUUAACAUGAAGAACAUUACAAUCUGGAUCAAGUAUUCCCUAUCAUCCAGAAAUGGAAAUGCGAUUCCAAAUAUGUAGAUUGCUUUUUGUACUUUAAAAAUCAAUUAGAAUAAACACUUCAAUUGAAGCAUUCUACUGAUCAAUAGAUCAUAGAUGCCAUUAAACAACUACAAAAUCAUCAGAAUCAUGAUAUCCAAGCAAUCAAAUCGCUCUUUAAGAUUGAGACCAAUGACAAUUUCAUGUUUAAAAUCAAUCAAGUCUUUCUCCUACUACAAGAUAUUCAAUAAUUUAUCAAAAUAGCCAAAAGACUCUUAGACUUGGAUGAAAAUAUGAAAAAUGAGGCUUGUAUGGUCUACAUCUUGAAAUUAGUGGAAAAAAUGAAAUAAAAUCCUUACAAUGAUUCAGAUCUCAUCAUUAAAAUAAUGAAAAUGGUAAAAGUGGAACAUCCAUAACAAAUAUUAUCAAAAUUGGAGUAAUUGGUAAAUUGA
Messenger RNA from Paramecium tetraurelia, 948 nucleotides. RefSeq lists its product as uncharacterized. The transcript has a single exon. Lineage: Eukaryota; Ciliophora; Oligohymenophorea; Peniculida; Parameciidae. The record is from RefSeq and is a predicted model, not a curated record.